GUUUCGAAUGGCAACAGAAGAACAUAAAUAUUUAGCAAAUAUUAUAAAAAAUACACAUGCCACGUUGCGACAAGAAGCUCAGAAUUAUGGGCCAGAGAUUGCAUGGAAACGGCACACAUGUCGUAAAGACAUAUUACAGGAAUAUGCCUCCUGUAUGCAGAAAUUGGCAACUACACAUUGGAUGCAAAAUAACAUAAACACCAAAGGUUCAACAUGCUCCAGAAUAGAAUGGAUCAAAUUUCAGUGUGAAGAGUAUUUUUUAAAUGAAGGAAAACAAAAAUAUGAUCUAAAGGAGGAAGAUAUCAAACUGAAAAUAGAUGCAAAUUUUACAGAUACUGAAGUUGCUAUAGAUUAUGAUGUAAAUAUUAAACAUAAGAAACCAAUUCAAAAGAUAUCACUGUUGGAUGCAGGUAGUUGUUAUAAUCCAUUUAGGGCUUUUGACAUAUUUGAGGUAAUUGCAAUAGAUCUGAAUGGCAUACCAGACAAAGUUUUUUGUUGUGAUUUUUUAAAUGUUCAAAUUGGACAAGAAUUGUCUGUGAGUAAUGAACAAGAAAUUUUGCAAUUGCCUGAAAACUACUUUCAGGUAGUUGUAUUUUCUUUAUUUCUGGAAUAUUUACCAUGUCCAAAACAAAGAUAUUUAUGUUGUAAAAAAGCUUAUGAUUUAUUGCAAUUUGGUGGUAUAUUUUUCAUUAUAAGUCCUGAUUCAAAAUAUGUUCAUGCGAAUGCUAAGUUCAUGAAAUCGUGGAGAUACAUUCUGAGUAAAUUAGGAUUUAUGAGAAUAAAGUAUGAGAAAUUGCACCAUAUACAUUGCAUAAUGUUCAGAAAAUGUGUGUUUAAACAAGUUGCAAUAAGGUGGGCGAAUUUGCAAAUAUUACCUCAGAACGAUCCUUUAUUUUUAAAUGAUACCUCAAUUUAUAUUCCGCAAGAUUUCCGAAAAGUAUCUAAUGAAAUUAAAAAACAAGAAAAACAAGAAUACGAUACAAACGAAGUAAUGACUAUGUUUAGUGAAUUACCUUUCGAACAAAGCUACGAAUAAAAUUAAGGAUAAAAAAAUAAAUAUCAAUUUUUUUAACUAGUUUUGAUAAAUCUUAUUUUUAUUUUUCU
Molecule: messenger RNA, 1104 nt
Organism: Frieseomelitta varia
Lineage: Eukaryota; Metazoa; Arthropoda; Insecta; Hymenoptera; Apidae
Gene: Samtor
Product: S-adenosylmethionine sensor upstream of mTORC1
Exons: 2
Coding region: 8-1036 (342 amino acids)
Biological process (GO): negative regulation of TORC1 signaling
Source: RefSeq, a predicted model, not a curated record